Messenger RNA from Quercus lobata, 1458 nucleotides. Its product is annotated as metal tolerance protein 4-like. NCBI's taxonomy places the organism in Eukaryota, Viridiplantae, Streptophyta, Magnoliopsida, Fagales, Fagaceae. The transcript has 7 exons. Gene Ontology annotation, biological process: transmembrane transport; monoatomic cation transport. Gene Ontology annotation, cellular component: membrane. Gene Ontology annotation, molecular function: manganese ion transmembrane transporter activity. Bases 157 to 1374 code for a protein of 405 amino acids. The record is from RefSeq and is a predicted model, not a curated record.
CAGAAAUGUUGUCUUAGUUAGCACCACUAUCCCUAGUACUCUGAGAUAUUAUUGCAUGACAAGACGUGUGAGUGGAGUGAGAGAUGAUAGAACUUGGAAGAAGACACAUGAACACAGAGAGACAAAGACAAAGCAAAAAUAAGAACACAGAGAGAUAUGGAGGGUACGGAUCUGAAAACGCCGAUUCUGGGGCCGAGUAGAAGUGGUGGAAGAGGGAGGAGAAUGAGUCGGAGGUACUCGGUGAACUCGCUGAGGAGCGAGUUCGUGUCAAGGUUGCCUGAUAAGCUUCGCUCUGGUAUUGACCCUGAGUCUGAUGAUAUAUUCGACCUUGACCUUUCCAAAGCCUCCUGCUUAACCAAAGGAGAAAGGGAGUACUAUGAAAGACAAAUCAAUACCAUGAAUUCCUUUGAAGAAGUCGAUUUGUUGGUGACAUCUAACGGUAUUGAUGAGGAUGGACAGGCUAAAGAAGAUGUUCGACAGGAAAGAGCAAUGAUGAUAUCUAAUUAUGCAAAUAUAAUACUUCUGGCAUUUAAGGUCUAUGCCACAAUAAAGAGUGGAUCUUUGGCCAUUGCCGCAUCAACACUAGAUUCUUUACUUGAUCUCAUGGCCGGUGGCAUUCUUUGGUUCACUCACCUGGCAAUGAAGAACAUAAAUAUCUACAAAUAUCCUAUUGGAAAGUUGAGGGUGCAGCCAGUAGGCAUAAUUAUCUUUGCUGCUGUCAUGGCUACACUUGGCUUUCAGGUGUUGCUUCUGGCUGCAGAAGAACUAAUUGAAGAUGAUCCUACUGAAAAACUGUCCAAAAGUGAAUUGAUAUGGACGUGCACAAUCAUGAUAUCUGCUACUGUAGUAAAACUUGCCCUCUGGAUAUACUGUAAAAGCUCAAAAAAUGAUAUCGUCCGUGCAUAUGCAAAGGAUCACUUUUUCGAUGUGGUAACUAAUGUGGUUGGAUUAGCUGCAGCUCUUCUUGCCGAUAAAUUUUUCUGGUGGAUUGACCCCACUGGUGCCAUCAUCCUUGCAUUGUACACAAUGAUAAAUUGGUCUCAAACUGUAUUUGAAAAUGCAGUUUCUCUCGUGGGACAGUCUGCACCUCCUGAAGUCUUGCAGAAACUAACAUAUCUUGUCAUGAGGCACCCUCAAGUCAAGCGUAUUGACACUGUCCGUGCCUACACCUUUGGUGUUCUCUAUUUUGUCGAGGUUGACAUUGAACUCCCAGAAGAGCUACCCCUAAAAGAAGCACAUACCAUCGGAGAGACCUUGCAGGAGAAGCUAGAGAAACUUCCGGAAGUUGAGCGGGCAUUUGUUCACCUUGAUUAUGAAUGUGAUCACAAGCCAGAGCACUCUGUACUCAACAGACUACCCAACAAUUUGACUUGAAUUUUGAAUAGCUCAGACAACUCUGACAUGGAAGAUGUGUUAUAAUCUUUUGACAUUGUGGAGUUAAAUUGUUCACCUUGAUUA